GGGCUUACCGGCUCCCCUCUGAUUGGUUGGCUGAAGCGCUUCUCUCUUCCUCAUCGUUGAACCCGAAUAGCUGAUUCUGAUUCUGUGCCUUAUCAACGGCGCUUUCGCUGCAUGAUGACAACUCUCGCAGAGACAAAGGAACUGUUCAGGAGAGCAGAUGCUGUCUGUUUUGAUGUGGACAGCACAGUCAUCAAAGAGGAGGGCAUCGAUGAACUUGCCAAAUUCUGUGGUGUGGGGGAUGCGGUCCGAGAGAUGACUUGCAAAGCCAUGGGUGGCUCGAUGACAUUUAAGAAGGCCCUGACUGAGCGUCUUUCUAUCAUUCGAUGCUCCAGAGAACAAGUAAAUAAACUGAUAACAGACCAUCCACCUCAGCUGACUCCAGGAAUCAGGGAGCUUGUGGAGCGUCUGCAUGAGCGCAACAUCAAGGUGUUCCUCAUCUCAGGCGGCUUCCGCUGCAUUGUUGAACACGUGGCCGCUCAGCUAAACAUUCCCCUGCAUCACGUCUACGCGAACCGGCUCAAGUUCUACUUCAACGGAGAGUAUGCUGGUUUCGAUGAGACUCAGCCCACAUCUGAAACUGGUGGCAAAGGAAAAGUGAUCAACAUGCUGAAGGAGCAACAUGGAUUCAAGACUAUGGUGAUGGUCGGAGAUGGAGCCACUGAUCUGGAGGCUUGCCCUCCAGCUAGUGCCUUCAUUGGAUUUGGCGGCAAUGUCGUCAGGCCCCAGGUCAAGGAGAGAUCUACAUGGUACGUGACAAGCUUCGGGGAGCUACUAAAGGAACUGGAGAAGAUUUAAAAAGAUGCUAAAAUAUUCCCUUUACUAAUUUAACAUUUUAUAUUUGCACCCAAAGGUGUGCUACCCAUGGUCUUAUCCAUCACACACUUUUCCUUAGGCUCUUAAUAGAUUUUUAUAAUGAAUGGAAAUGUUUACAGUUGUCAAAAUUGACCUAAAUAACAAUGUUGUCCUAUUGACUUUUAUACUAGAUUAUACUAAAAAAUAACCAAACACUGUGCGGAAGUUAAGAUUGUAGUGUUUCUUGUUUUUUUUCCCCCCCCACUUUUUACAUCAAAAAGUUAACUCCUUCACGUCUUAUCAUGUGAGGUGAGUGACAGGAAUAUCUCAGAAAUGUGUUCAACUUGUCAAUAACUGAAGUAAUGUCGGUCCUGUGAGAAGCAUUAAAGAUCAGAAUGUGCUGUAAAGGAUGUUUGAAUGACUUUUAUUCUGUUGGUGUCCACCCCUCAACAAUAGUUCCUGCUCAACAAAAAGACAAGCAGGGUUUCCUUUUAAAAACAAAUGUUACAGUACAGAGCAGAAGGACGUUUCCACGGCAUCAUACAUUUGUUUUGCCCUUUUUAAAACACAGAUUAAAAACAGAUUUUAAAACCAGGCAUGCUGUCGUCACGAGAAAAAAGGUGGAAGCCAUAGGUACAAACACAGCACCAUAAAACAUUACUAGUUUGAUGGAGAACAGAAGAACAUCCAGGAAAAGCAACUCUGGAGUUAAUUAUAAAUUUGUGUCUGUAAUAAAUAUAAAAUUAAGCCGUAUGCAGAGUACACCGUUGAAUACUUCAUCAUAUUGUGUUGGUGACAGUACAGUAACUUUCUUAUUUCUAUCAGCAAUAGCAUGGUUUAUACCAGACUGACUUCCUCAGCAUAUUCUAAAAUGUGUUCUCUAAACUUACAUCGAAUAAAAUAA
Messenger RNA from Cololabis saira (Pacific saury), 1696 nucleotides. It is a transcript of the gene psph, whose product is annotated as phosphoserine phosphatase. The record is from RefSeq and is a predicted model, not a curated record. Gene Ontology annotation, biological process: dephosphorylation; L-serine biosynthetic process. Gene Ontology annotation, cellular component: cytoplasm. Bases 112 to 795 code for a protein of 227 amino acids. NCBI's taxonomy places the organism in Eukaryota, Metazoa, Chordata, Actinopteri, Beloniformes, Belonidae. The transcript has 6 exons. Gene Ontology annotation, molecular function: L-phosphoserine phosphatase activity; magnesium ion binding.